This is a messenger RNA of Trichobilharzia szidati, 925 nucleotides long. Lineage: Eukaryota; Metazoa; Platyhelminthes; Trematoda; Strigeidida; Schistosomatidae. The record is from the annotation of a GenBank genome assembly.
UUCGAUUUCAGUAUGUGCUGCUUCAACUGUGUUGGACAUUGAAAGCGCGGAAAUUUAAAAAUUAAUGGUGAUCAGACAACACGCGAUGGAAUUUUGUCCAGAAUGUUCACGUUCAGGACGUUCAGUACCUUUAUUUAAAGUCAUAUCGCCAGUAGGUUUAAUAAGCAGUGUAUGCUCUUCGACUCAGUGUUCAUAUCCUUUCUCGUCGUACACUGAAUUGGAACUAUCCUUAUUUAAGAGCGAAUAUGUUGAUGAAUCUGAAGAAUCGCAGACAGUACAAGGUUUCAUGGAUGAACUGUUCGGUGAAAGUAGCAGAAGUGAAGUGGACAGAGUGCCUUUAAGUGCUACAUCCACUGACUCCCUUUCGAUGCAGUCAGGCAUAUGUCAAAAGUCUCCUGUUAAUAACCAUUUUCAGAAAAACUUUAUGCUGCCUCGUUAUUUGGCAGAUGAUAUGAAUAGAUGUGCCAAUGAAGGUUUAUGCUCUUCAAAGCGUUCAACCAAGUUUAACCGAAGUAAUGACAGUGGGAUUUCAUUUUCAUCUCGGUCUUCGGAACCGUCUACACCUCUCACUUACAGAGAACAUGUUGAACAACUGACAUCAACAACAUCCAAUCGAAGUGAAACUGCUUCAACGACUAAGUCAGUUUCUAAAUUCCCCUCAGCAUCAGCAUCAUCGUCAACAUCCUUAAAAGGUGUAAAUCAUCUUGAUCGGAUGAUCAAGUUGCAAGAAGAACUUAUGCAGCACCGUUGAUAAUAAACUCUUAUUGUUUAUUUCACCCCUUCAGAAAUGUAACAAAGUUUUCUCUUCUUUUUGUAUAUUUUAACCAUGAAACCAUUUUCUUAUAAACUGUUUAUAUAUAAAAUGUACAUGUUUGUUGAGUUUAUUCCAAAAAAAUUACUGAAAUAAAGAUUAUUUUUUUCUGGA